Bursaphelenchus okinawaensis is the source of this 1157-nucleotide messenger RNA. Lineage: Eukaryota; Metazoa; Nematoda; Chromadorea; Rhabditida; Aphelenchoididae. The record is from the annotation of a GenBank genome assembly.
AUGUUCAAAAAGUUUUUAGUACUGGCUCUGCUAGCUUUAUUAUUUGUGGUUACUAACGCUGCUCCGAAAGUUUCUACUACUACUUAUAAAGGCUCAAAAGGCGGCAACAAAGCUUCUCUUUCCAAUGAUAUUCACAUUAAUUCUGAGUACAGUCAGGCAAGAAGAAUCAGAUUCCAAGGUCUUUCUAGAGGCGAUGUGAUCGUGUUUGGAGGUACGCUGGAUAAACCUUCAACUUCUUCGGCCAAAGUAGUACUUAGCAAUUUGGAAUCAGGAAGAACCGAAUUUUCGUUGGAGAUGGAUAAUCACAAAAACAAUAUAACCAUCAAAACCGACAAAGGUAUUUUUCAAAACUAUAAGCAAUAACUUUUUUAAAUUGUUUAGGGCCGAUUUUUUACAAUUUAUAUAACUUUAGAAAUGUUUUAAAUAUUAUUAAACAAUUUACAGAUACAAUAACUGUCAGUAAUCCUCCGAAGCCAAGAGAAACAUUUAAUGGAAGGAUUGAACUGGCCAAUUACAACUUGAUACGUGUAAUCGUUAACGGAAAAUUGGUUGGUGAAGUAGAGACUUCGUUUAUUGGUGGAGCUAAAAAUUAUACUUUGACAGGUGACCUCACAAAUCCUCACUUAAAAGUUGAUGAGUCCAAUCGACUUCCAAUCUACAAGAAAAUUCGGUUUGGAAACGGUAAGGGUAUAGAAAGUUGUGCAUCUUAUUGUAUUUUCGUUUUAACACACAUCUUCUGGAAUUAUUAAAAAUAUCUAUACUAGUACUAUAUUACAGGUCAAGAACUUGACUUUACUGUCAGUUUAAAAGAAGACGACUUGAGUAUCUUUUUGCUUGAUGACGAAGAUUACGCUGAAUAUUCUCUGAGAACCCAUUUGAACGAUUCUACGGUAUUAUUUGGCAAACACUAUGCUUUGGAAGAAGGCUGGAGUGACCCAGAGUCAUUUCCACUUUCAUUGUUGAAGCCCAACAAGAAAUUAUCAAUUAAAUUAAAGUUUGAAAAUAGCAAAAUUACAGCUGUGUUUAAUGGCCAAAAAGAUUACAAAUAUCAAAGACCGAUUGAAAUACCUAGCUCGGGUUACUUCAAUUUGUUCGUUGACUCAUUUGAUGCUUCUGUAACAUACAAACAGAAGAACAUUAAUGAUUGGGAUGAUUAA